Messenger RNA from Vitis vinifera (wine grape), 1039 nucleotides. RefSeq names its product leucine-rich repeat extensin-like protein 3. The coding region runs from base 1 to 450 and encodes 149 amino acids. The record is from RefSeq and is a predicted model, not a curated record. NCBI's taxonomy places the organism in Eukaryota, Viridiplantae, Streptophyta, Magnoliopsida, Vitales, Vitaceae. The transcript has a single exon.
AUGAAAAUGCUCAAGACUCUCAAGAAGCUCAAGUUCUGGCACAGAAAAAAGAAGAAGAAGAAGCCCUAUCUCCCUCCCCCUCCUCCUCCUCCUCCCCCCUUACCUUCUCCUUACUGCUGCUGCUCAUGCCCCUCUGCUCCACCUCUACCGCCUUGGUACGACGCAGAGCAGGCCUAUGAUGCUGCCGCUGCUGCUCCAGUCCCAGGUUUUGUUUAUUCAACUCCACAACAGGAGAUAGUCUCAGAGGCCCGACCAUCGUAUCCAACACUGCCGGUUACCAGCACCUCAUCUUAUCAGCAGUACAUGGUUCCCAAUCCGGUUUAUGGCAUUCCUGCUGUGCCUGCACCCACAAAAGAGAAGUCAGCUGGGCCUUUUGGUUGUGCAUUUGAGAUUGGCAGGUAUCUCUUCCGCUGCUUCUGUCCAUGUUUUCGGGUUCGAGAAGCUUGCUAAAGAUAGUUUUGAGGCAGUUACAGUUGAUGCUGCCUUACCAAGAAUAAACCAACCAUCAAGCGUCUUCACAACAAAAAUUCACACUAAAAAAAGUAGAAGAAUGAUUGAGAAGAAUGAAAAAAUUAAGAAGGAUAAAAUUUCACUCAUUGCUAGGCAGGAAGGGAGAUAUUUACUACAUAUGGGAUUUGAGCCUCUUGUUAAAUUUUUGUUCUAGACCAAAAUCUUUUAGCUUGCAGCAUCAACCCGCAGAUCUCAAGGUUUAUAGGAUUUUAUGAGUGUGAGAUUGAAUAACACUGUAAAAGAAUUUUAGGUUUGUGUAUUAGCAAUGCUAAGGAAAUAUAGAUGUUGAUCUCAAGGUCAACGCUAAAGUUUGUGUAUAAGUGUCAUAAUUACUAAUUAGCAUUCGGGUUUGCCUAUAAUGUCAAAUGGUAAGGGUCCAAAUUGAAAGUUCAGUAUAAUACCAUCAAUCAAGGGGUGCUACUUGUACACCUCGAUGACAUACACCUUGAUCCCACUCCAGUCCUACUGCUUGUACUAUACAUGUCUCAUUAUUUUGUAAUUGAUCUCGUUUUGUUUGUAUCUUGAUCUA